AUGGCUUCAAUUACACCGGCCCCAGCCAGCAAUGAGGCUGCAGGCGCCUCGGGCUCACCACGGAAUGCCGCUGAGAAUGACAGUGCCGCUGGUAGCGCAAGUGACGCUGCUAUUGAAACAGGCGACUCUCCUGAAGGCGAUGGCCAGUCGAUCGCCUCGCUUGCUGGAGUCGCUGCCUCGGGCCAAGUUGACGCAGGCUCUGACGAAGGCACUGCUGGUGGGGACGUUGAAGCCAGCGACACAGACAGGGAAGGGACCGAGGGGAAAGUGCCUCCAGUUCUCGACGAUCUGGUUGACUUGAUUGGUGCGAUCAGUGAUGCUGCUUUGAUAGCGGUAUUGAACACAGUCGUCAGUUUAAAUGAAGCUGCGAAUCUUGACGAUGUCAACACCCUCGUCACUCCUGUCGCAGACGCAGUGAGCGUCGCGAUGAAAAAUACUAUCAUGCCGGAUGAGCAGGAGGGAGAUCAACCGGUCGCUCUCGACGGGGGUGCGAAUGGGGCUGCAUCAGACGCGCCUGACUUUUUCUAA
This is a messenger RNA of Tilletiaria anomala UBC 951, 528 nucleotides long. RefSeq lists its product as uncharacterized. The transcript has 2 exons. NCBI's taxonomy places the organism in Eukaryota, Fungi, Basidiomycota, Exobasidiomycetes, Georgefischeriales, Tilletiariaceae. The record is from RefSeq and is a predicted model, not a curated record. Bases 1 to 528 code for a protein of 175 amino acids.